AUGUUGAUCAAAGAGGACGGGUGGUUUGCCUUAUGUGGAAAAUGCAAAACAACGAUAGUGCUAAAACCUGCCAAGUACUUCUCAGAAUUGGAAAAGAGUGUGUUGCUGGCCUUGGUGGAGAAAUACAAAUAUGUGCUGGAAUGUAAGAAAAGUGAUGCACGGACUAUUGCUCUAAAGCAGCGUACAUGGCAAGCCCUAGCCCAUGAAUACAAUUCUCAGCCCAGCGUGUCACUGAGGGAUUUUAAGCAGCUAAAGAAAUGUUGGGAAAACAUCAAGGCGCGAACCAAAAAGAUCAUGGCCAUCGAAAGGAGAGAAAAGAUUAAACGUUUUGGGCCAGUGUGCAGCAUUAAUCAGGCAUUGAAAGAUAAGGUGGCUAGUAUGAUUCCUGAGCAACUUUACUUUGUACAGAAUCCAGGAGAUGAAUCUGGAUAUAAUCACGAUAAUUCCAAUGAAGAAAUCGACUGCAAAAGAGUUAAUAUGGUGGAUCUGGAACUUCUUAUUGACGAAGAGGGCAAGAUCCAAGCUAAACAAAUUAGGAAAGUUCCUGAAGGAAAUUCUUUGUGUGCUGAGGGCUCAUCUCCCUCUUCUGCAGAAAAAACUUCUUUCCAUAAAGGAGACCUGGAACUUCUCAUUGAUGAACAAGGCAAGAUCCAGACUGAACCAAUUAGGAAAGUGCCUGUCACAGAUUUGUGUUCAGAAGAUUCUCCUUCAAGCAGUAUAAAAAAAGAAUCCUUUGUUCCAGACAGAAACCUGUAUAAUGAUGAAAAGUCUAUAGACAGCAUGCAUAAUUAUGAUGGCCCCUCACACUCUUUGCGUUCUCACUCGACACCCUCCUGCUCAUCAACCAGAGUAACUACUAACAGGAACUCCAGACGUAAACCUACUCAGAAUGGAAAUCUUUUAAAGAUGAAUAAGGAGGAGGAGCACCACCAGCAGAUGUCUAUCCUCCAACUGCUACAGAUGAAUGAAAUGCAUGCGGCCAAGGCGCAGCAGAUAGAGCCUUCUUUUCAUAAAGGAGAUUUAGAACUGCUCAUUGACGAACAGGGCAAGAUCCAGACAGAACCAAUUAGGAAAGUGCCUGUCACAGAUUUGUGUUCAGAAGACUCUCCUUCCAUCAGUGUAAACAAAGAAUCCUUUGUUGUUCCAGACAGAGACCUGUAUAAUGAUGAAAAGUCCAUAGUCAACAUGCACAAUUGUGAAGGUCCCUCACACUCUCUACCAUCUCACUCCACACCUUCCUGCUCAUCCACUAGAUUACCAGCUAAUAGGACCUACAGAAGCAAAGCUUCUCAGAAUGGAAUUCUUUUAAAGAUGCAUGAAGAGGAGCACCACCAGCAGAUGUCUAUCCUCCAGCUGCAGUUGAUACAGAUGAACGAGGUACACGUGGCUAAAGUGCAGCAGAUAGAACGAGAGUGUGAGAUGUGUGAGGAGGAACACAGGGUUAAGAUGGAAAUCCUAAAUAAAAAGAAAAUGUAUUGGGAAAGGAAACUGCAAACAAUUACCAAGGAAUGGCCAGUAGCGUCUUUCAACAGGCCCUUUCCAAAUUCACCUUGAAAGUGGUGCUGGUGAGCGCCGAGGAUAAUACAAAACAUGUUGGCAAAACACUCUUCAAGUAGAUUUUAUCAGCCAACACAAUGAACUUUCAGUAGGCCAACAUUCUGGCUAUGAUCUUUCUGUAGGAAAAUAUAGAUACAAACAAAUAAAAAGAGGGAAAGGUUCUAGGACUGCGUGGGCUUGUAUUGGGAACAAUGUCUUUUUGGCUUUUAGUAUUGUUAAUAAAAAAAAAUGCAUCUGGCCAAUUGACAGUGUUGCUUAUGUUAACAUAAGCAUUACACUCUGGUGUUUAUGCCCACUGUUUAUUUUUGUUUUUUUAACUUUUACCUAUAUAAAAUCCACUUUUUAUUAUUAUUAUUAUUAUUAUUUUAUGUAUAUCAGGCCUGUGAUGGUUUUUAUUGACUUGUUUGGUACAUUGGGUGGGUAAACUGAGGAUAAAUAUUAUCCUUUUUGUAGCCCUAAAUGCUAACGGUAUUAUAAUUUGCUAUGUUCAGGUCAUCUAGUUACAAAAUAAAGUCCUAAAAAAUUACUGUAAUGUUGCAGGGUUGAGAUCACUGUUUGCUUUUCAUUCCACCUAUUCCAUUGGCAUGGUGGGUGAAUGAAUAUGGCUGAAUACCAAGGUAAUAAUGAAAUGAAUAAUCAUUUAUACAAGGCCAAAGGUAUAUUAUGAUUGUGUCUUAGAAUAUACUCCACAAUUCCAAUGUGACCAAGUUGGAACUGUUUUUGCUGAAGUCCCCUUUCUGUAUUGCUACAUUGAACAUGUAACUCUGUCACAGAAAAAAUACUCUUAAGAUAGAAGAACACUGCUGGGGAUUGCCACUAGUUUUAAUUUACUGCUUUUUUUUUUUUUUUUAUUAAGCUAAAUACUACAUCUUUCUUACGUGAGAUGUGUAUAUUUUAUAUGUAAUGAAGAAACAUGAUGUACAGACAUAGAAAAGGGGGAAAAUAAGUUUAAAAAAAAAAAAAGUAUGAGAAGCCAAAAACGCAAACACUUUUAAAAGUGUGUAAAGGAUUUCAAAUUCUAAAUUGUUUUCUCAGUCUAGAGAAAAAAUGUAUUGUUCAUAUUACAAUAAGUAAUUAUUUGUUUAAGUGAAAAUAAAGUUGCCUACUUGGGAAAGUUUUUUUUUUUUACAGUGUUCAAUCAAUUUUUAAUCUAAUGCAACAAAGCGUUCCUUCGCCCCUGUGUGUUUAACUGAGAUAUAUAAUACCAAAAUACAUCAAAAUGAAAAAAUGAUUAGUUAGUAGCAAAUUCAAAUUACUGGCAAAACAUUUGGGUUGGAUUUCAGUAUCUACUAUAAAAGCCUUACAAAACCACUGAAUAUGCAUAUGUAGCCUGUUGUAAAUGAUGUCAUAAGGACAAACGUUUAAAGCGUUGCUUAUUCUUUCAGCAAGAUGAUCAUUACAAAUGUUGAUGCUGAUAUACGUAGUAACCCUUGGGUUUUUUGACUUGAUCAGUAAUUGUAUAUGCUCAAUAACACCAAAAUAUGGAAAUAUAUUAUUUUAAUAUAAUAGAGAGUGGUCAACAUUUAUUCUAUGUAACAAAAAAGCUGCAAUGUUUAAAAAAAUUACAGCACAGACAUAUAUUCAAAGCAGUAUAAUAUGUCUCUACGUUCAUGUUAAGAAAAAAUCACGUGGCUGAGAAAACACUAUUGAAAUUCAGUAGGUGAUACAUUAAUCAAAGAAGAAAAAUCGCCCAAAAAUUUACCCAAACUGCAUGGUGCAGUUUUUUUUUAUUUUGUGAUAAAUACCCAGGAAAUCCCACUUAACAGUUUUUUAAUAUGUCCCUGUUAAAAUGCGCAUACUGUUAGUGAUUUAUGAAAAGAAUAACUAAAUUUGUAUGAGUAGUUGUUUUCAUAUAUCCAGUAAAAUAUCUGUUGUUGCAAUGAUUUUUUUUUUUUAAAUAAUAAAAUUGACUUGUGUUUACAUUUCUGCUUAAA
Molecule: messenger RNA, 3491 nt
Organism: Bombina bombina (fire-bellied toad)
Lineage: Eukaryota; Metazoa; Chordata; Amphibia; Anura; Bombinatoridae
Gene: MSANTD3
Product: Myb/SANT DNA binding domain containing 3
Source: RefSeq, a predicted model, not a curated record